CACGCUCAAUUGCCCAUGCAUUGAUGCAACAAAAUUCCACCCCAUCCCGGCCACCUUGAUGUUGCUAUACAUGUCCGGCCCGCCCUAGCUCCCAAAAUCCCGGAGCUUCCUCAGACGAAUUACCAUCGCUCAAGUCAUGUGGGUGGCGGAUGUUCAACGUUCAUCCUUCGUCCCAAUUACGGCACUAGCUCUGUCAUACCCAGUCUCUUCCUGAUGACGAGAUAGAAGGAAUUGCCGCCUCCUCUCUCUGCCUGGCACCAGUACUAGUCAACCUGCGCAUCCUUUUGACACUGACUUGAAAGCAAUUUGUCUUGACGACCCUCCAUUCGUCCUUACCUGACGUAUGGUCCUUACGAUCUCUGAAGGGUUCGGAGCAUAUCUUUCUGGCAUCGUCUUGGCGAAUAUAGUUCUAGGCAUAAACACCGUGCAAGCUUUUCAUUAUUUUGCCCGAUUCAAGCAGGAUAGCUUGGGAAAGAAAAUAUCUGUGAUCGUUUUCCUUCCGUACGUUCCAACUCAAGUCCUGACUGCCCGUCUGUGGCGCAAGGUCGUUCUUCUCCCGUCCAUCCAAGCUUUCCAAUUAGGCUGCCAAGCUUGGGCUUUUUGGUGGAGCCUGGUGGAGAAUGAUGGAAAUAGCGACAUUAUCAUUCACCCCAUCUGGGCCUUGCAAGUUUUCGAAGCAACGUGCACAUCCACGUCCGCCAUUGUGCAAUCGCACUUUGUGCGACGGAUCUUCGAGAUGGUGCGGAACCCCUGGAUGCCUUGUCUUAUCGCCUUCAUGAUAUGCGUAAAACUUGGUUUUGGGAUCACUAUCAUUAUCAUGUGGUAUAUACAUCCCGAUUUAAACUGGUUCAUGAUACACCGCACUUGGAUUUUGCGGUGUUUCGUGUUUUCGGACGUCGCAGUGGACUCCAUGAUAGCUUCUUCGCUUUGCAUAAUCAUGAUGAGACGUCAUGGGUACAUCCAAACGGACACGAGACUUGUUACGCGUCUCAUUAGUUAUGCCAUGAGCAGUGGUGUUAUCACAAGUGCCUUUUCGCUCACGGUUCUUGGAAUCACCUUCCAUCAUAUUACGUACCCUCUUUUGAUGCUUGGCUCAACAUACGCCGGACUUUAUAGUUUCGUGUUAUUAACGAGGUCAGCCACACAUCACCUCGAUUUCAAUUUCUCAAUAUUGUGCAACAGCCUUCAUUUCCGUCCGACGCCCCCCGCCCAUAACAUUGUUCCGAGAACGACGAUUUCUUACGCUCCGCCCAGAGUCCAGCCACUAAAUUACUUUCCACCAGGACCACCUACUCCUCCGCUCAGUCAAAUAUCUAUCUCCAGUACACGAGACUCAAGAUCAGCUCCCGAAGGCACUGGAAAGGUUGCGAACCAUUCAAAGGGGAAGAAUGUAGAACGCCAGAGCGGCUAUCGCUCUUCGCCCAGUUCCCGACUCGGAUGGAGUCCAAGUACUCGAUGGUUCGAUUCAUCGCAUGCGCAUUCAUCUGUCACGAGUGGCAGUGAUUCAAUGGAACUUCGAGAUGUGGAAAGGGGCACACGGAGAUUCAAGGGAAAAGGUCCAGCAACAUCGUUCAAGUCUUGGAGCACACCUUCCACUUCUGCAAUCAGUCGAAGCACUCGAUUCGAUGAGUCAAUGAUUCAUGCUUCGUCAAGUAGGUUCUCCCGAGAAUGAACCCGCUAUCAUCAAUUCAUCCGCCGUGUCACAAGCAUGUGUACUCUGAUCCUAAUUAGCCUCGUUUCCUCAACUGUCAUCCUCGAUGUUCUCGAUUUCGUUCAUCCACUCUUUCUCCCCUCUCAGAGCUGGGCGUACUUUUAUCGCUUUUUGGGUUGCAUUUGUCCCGUGAGGGUUCCUCUCGUUCUUCUUGGCUUUGAUACCACAUAAAUGGACGUUAUAAGCAUUUCUCCCCCAACCCAAUGAAUUCUGUAAUACUGC
Molecule: messenger RNA, 1933 nt
Organism: Cantharellus anzutake
Lineage: Eukaryota; Fungi; Basidiomycota; Agaricomycetes; Cantharellales; Hydnaceae
Exons: 15
Coding region: 344-1672 (442 amino acids)
Source: RefSeq, a predicted model, not a curated record